AAAUGCACUUGUGGAUCAAACAAUUGAAAUUACAACUCAUAAAAAAAGUAAAAAAGGCCAAAGAGGUAUAAGGAUAGAUGGCCAGAUAGGUGAAUUAAAUGAAACUAAUAAAUUAGGCAUAAUGAAUAAAAUGGAUGAUAAUAUGGAUGAAGCAA
Cetraspora pellucida is the source of this 155-nucleotide messenger RNA. NCBI's taxonomy places the organism in Eukaryota, Fungi, Glomeromycota, Glomeromycetes, Diversisporales, Gigasporaceae. The record is from the annotation of a GenBank genome assembly.